AUGUUACGUCUACUGAGAGACAAAAGAUGGAUCUGCACAACGUUUUUCCCAUUCAGUUCUUCAACCGAUGACGAUUCCAAUGAUAAAUUCAAAAUAACGAAUGUUUGGAAUUACUGGAAAUCGUUUACUUCUUUGACCAAUUACAACAUAUCCAAAGUGGAAAACUUUUGGAGCAAAUAUGAGAAAUAUUUUUAUGACGAGAGGGGCUACCCAACUAAAGAGGUACAAUCAGUUGCCAGUGCAACAUUUGUAGGUUUUCUGACAGGAUUUGCUUUAGGUGGAAUAUACAACAUCAAAGAUGUGCCUCAGAAACACAAAGAUGAGAAUCAAGUUACACUGUAUAAAAACAAAUUUGUCAUGCAGAGAGAAUUACAAAGAAGAGUUGAAUUUGCUACAAUUAAAGGAGGUUUUCCAUUUGGCAUAAAAGUUGGGCUUUUUUGCUUCUUUUUCUCGAGCAUAUCUGUAUUCUUGUACGUGUAUAGAAAUUAUAAAUUCGACAUACUAAAUCCUAUGAUUGGUGGUGCUGUAACAGGUUUCUUAUUCAAAAUGAAUAUGGGUAUAAAAGGAUCAAUUUCAGGCACUGUAAUAGGUACAAUAUUGGGUACUAUUUAUGGCUGUAUCACACAAUUUCUUUUAUUUAUAACCGGAACUCAGAUAGGUGAUACUUAUAAAGUAAUGGCCGAUAUAAUGAAUAUGAGACGAGAUGCAAUAAAAGAAAAUGUAAAGAAGAUGAACUCGGAAGAAAAAUCGCAAAUGCAAAUAGUGUAUGAGAAGAACUACAAAAUGAGAGAAAUGAUUGAAAGUGAAAAGUAAGAAUUUAAAAAAUAAAAAUUUAAUAAAAAAUCAAUAUUUCUUAUCUAUUACUCUUUCUUCUGUAAAUAUUAUCCAAUUAUUACAGAAAAUAUUAUUUAAUGAUAUUUAUAUUCAAUAAAUACAAGAAAAAUAUAAAGAAUAUAUUCGUAUCGUCCUUAAUUUUAAAUUAACAAAAGAGAAAGAGCAAACUUUACAAUCACACGUCGCAUGUAAUUCAUCUAAUAAUUUAUCUAUAAUAUUCAACUUGAAUUAAUAAAAAUACAAUUGUCAUUAAGAACAAUUCUUAUUUACAUGCUAACGAUAUUCUGUGUAUUAAAUUAUAAAUGAAUAUAAUGUAAAUAUAGAUUUGAAAUCAUAGUUACAGAAUAGGCCUGAUAUUUAAAAAUAAAGAAAAUUUAGUUAUUUUCUUCUAAGAUUCAAACUAUGUUUAUAUAAAUAGUUCUUAAAUUAUGAAACAAACAAUACUCUUUAAUUAAAAAAAAGUAAAAUAAAGCGAAACAUUCAUCUUUUAAUACAAUAUGUUUAGGCGACUGAUGAGCAUACUAUAUAUUUUCAUAGUUUAACUCAUAGUUUAACUCAAUAAAUUUGAAAAAUAUUUCUUUAAAUUUCUUGUUCUGAGGUUCCUAAAUCUUGAACCUUGGUUAAACGUUUUGCCCCUCUGCCUGGUGGACCCUUAGGUUUCGCAAAUUUUGGUUGAUGCAAACUGAUUUUUGGAUGUAAUUCCUCUUGUAAAAAUCCUUCAGUUAGUUCUCUUCCAUCAUCUAUUUCAAGCUAUACAAUCAACAUAUUUUAAAGGAGAAUUAUUACAUUGCAUUAAAAACUGGAAACAUUAUUCAUUUUAUGAAAAAGAAACGGUAAGAAAAAAAAAAUGAAAAUCUAACUUGAUAGGCCUAUUCUGUAAGCUGAAUGUUUUAAACAUAUUGUAAAAUCUUAAUCAUAAUUACAUACCCAUCCAAUGAUUGAUUCACGUGCGCUUCCUAGAAACCUAUUAAAUUCUGUGUAAAUAAAUUAUAAUAGAGAAGUAUUUCACAUUACUAUAUCAACAAAUUAAAACAACAAAUUGUAAGAUUAAACUGCAUACUGCUUUAUUACUUAGCAUGUUUAGUAUUGGCAAGAUACACAAUUUACUUGAUCAUAAUGAACCUACAAUUAUGCACUAACAAGUUGGAAACGAAAAUAUAUUAAAAACUUACAGAAUAGGCCUGGUACAAUAUAUUAUAAAUUGGAAUACUCCCAGGCUAUAGUGUGCAUUAUGUUUAAAUUUUUGAGCACUUUACAAAAAACUUUCCUUUCUUUUUUCUUCAAAAUAGAUACAUGUGCCAAAUUCUAUUUGUUCUUCAACACAUAAAGAUGAGAAAAUAUUGAUAAAAAAAUUUAAGAUGGAGAGAAUUAAUUAUUUUAAAACAAAGCUUAUAAAUAAUGAGUAUAUUAUAUAAAGAACUUUAAAUAUUUGUAAAACAUCAGAUGCUUUAAAUAUAACUUUCAUAUCAAUACAAAUGCAUCAUAAAAUAUAUUCAGAAUCAAAAGAGCAACAAUUUUUUAAUGUAUCCAAACAGAUUCCAAGAAUUUGACACACUUUUUUGUCAUCAUCUUCAUUAAAUUAGGCCAAACUCUUUCAAUAAGUUAUUCAUUUAUGUUUUGGACGAAAAUUUUUAAAAAGUUUAUAAAAAGCUACAAGUUAAAAAAAUACACAUCACAAAAAAUAGAAUGCCUCUCGAAUAUCUUGUUUGCUGGCUAUUAGAUUAUAGUCCCAUUUGCUAUACAUCUCGUAUUAGAAAUGUUUUUUAUAGGAAAUCUAAAAAUAUUUUUUAAAAAAUAAUAGUAACUUAUCACAAUUAUUCUCUAAUUGAUUUAAAUUAUUAAAUAUGAAAAUAAGAAUCUAAUGUAUAUAUUUUCUUGUUUGAAAUGUAUCUUAUCACAUUUUGCAUCUUUUAAUGAAAAUUAAAAUGAUAAAAAAUUAAGAAAAUAACUGCGUAGUAUAUAGAAUGUGUGUACGUAUGUGUGUAUGGAUAAGUGCAUAUGUGUAUGUGAGUGUUAAAAUAUUUCUACCUAUAUUAAUUUAAACGCUGCAAAACAAUUUUUUUCCGAUUGUACAACUAAUGGGACAUACCAAGAUCAGUCUUUAUAUAAUAUAUAUUUGUGGAAUCUAAUGUUUUGUAUCAUUUACAAUAGUAUAGAACAUGAUAUAUAUAAUAUAUAUGUAUAUACAUAUAUACACAUAUAUAUACAUGUAUAUACAUAUAUAAUUUAAUGUGUAUAUAAAGUAACUAGUAUUAUCACUAGCUUAUGUCCGAAAAUGAUGAUCAUGUGCAAAGAAAAUAUAUCCACAAGUUAAUGUGGUAAUUCGCACGUUUAUCACUCAUAUGCUAUAUCUUUUUAUUUAUAUUUCACAGAGAAGUUAGGUGAGUGGCAUCAGCUAACUAGAGCACAUGGAAUUUUCCCUAACUCUCUAAUAAUCACAUAAGGUAUGCAGGUUUUACCACAGAUAUUUUUUUGAAACACUCUACAACUAUUUAUCACUAACUCCUAUAUGAGUGUUCAAAUGAAUUUGAAAGUCAAGCCUUCGAGUUUCGCUUAAUAAAAUUAUUAAUAUAUGAAAAAUGAGUACUUAAUAAUAUAAUAUAUAUAUAAAUAUAUAUAUGCAUAUAUCACUUUUCAUUGGACUAGGAACUAAUUCACGCAGUCAACUCACUGGACUUAUUUUUCACAUCUGACAUAAUAAACAUUAAAAAUAACAAGUAAAUUAAAGGAACUAUGUAGAGAAAAAAAUAUCUUUAUCAGAAAUUUUUCAUCAGACAUUGGAACAUAAUUAAAAAAGUGCAAAAUCUAAUAGAAGGCUUCACUUUCAAUGUCAAGUAAUUAAAUCUCAUCUCAUGAUUUUUCUCUUUUUUUUCCCCCCCUUUUCUCACAUUUUCUGUAUGAAUGAACAAUUAUCCAUUACAUUAUAGUAUUGGAUCAACAAGAACUGCAUCUUAUGAAAAUUCUAUGCAUGUGAGUUUCCCAUAGUUAUCAAAAAGAUAUUUUGUUAAGAUCUUAACAUGAAAAUUUUGCUCUUUAAAAUUUAGAAAAAUACAUUGUUUGGUCUACUCUGA
Molecule: messenger RNA, 3905 nt
Organism: Heterotrigona itama
Lineage: Eukaryota; Metazoa; Arthropoda; Insecta; Hymenoptera; Apidae
Source: the annotation of a GenBank genome assembly